Molecule: messenger RNA, 1722 nt
Organism: Hyphopichia burtonii NRRL Y-1933
Lineage: Eukaryota; Fungi; Ascomycota; Pichiomycetes; Serinales; Debaryomycetaceae
Product: trans-hexaprenyltranstransferase
Exons: 1
Coding region: 335-1663 (442 amino acids)
Biological process (GO): isoprenoid biosynthetic process; ubiquinone biosynthetic process
Cellular component (GO): transferase complex
Molecular function (GO): prenyltransferase activity
Source: RefSeq, a predicted model, not a curated record
AGGACUUAGUGCAAUUUCAACCCAUUUAGUAGAUUGCUUGUUACUUCCAAGAUCAAGAGGUUCAUUUCAUUCGUUUACUUGUUGUAUAGAAGAAUCGGCAAGAUCAAAAGAAGCAGCAAGGCCUAGAGAAUCGAUAGUGCAAGAGAAUUAGCAAGGUGAAGCCAAUUGAGAUUACAAGAUGAGUUCGAUAUUAAGAUCAAGUAUAAAGCCAAUUAGAAGAACCAGUCAUAUAUAUCAUAAGCCACUACAACAAUGUAAUAGAACGUUCAUCAAACUAUCAUGUCAUCGAAAUAAACAAGGAUCCUUUGGAACAGCCCUUGAAACAGCUGAGAAAAUGGUUCAGCCAACAUCAUCCAAGACCUUUAACGAUCCAUUUUCAAUAGUUAGUCAUGAAAUGUCGAAUUUAGCCAAGUCAAUUGCAAAUUUGAUUGGAUCAGGCCAUCCAACAUUGAACCGAGUUUCAUCCUACUAUUUUGAGGCUGAAGGAAAGAAUGUUAGACCAUUAAUUAUUUUAUUAUUAUCUAAAUGUUUGCUGGAAAUACCAAUUGAAAAAAGAGAUCGUAUUCCUAUUGAUACUGAAGAUGUUAAUACCCAAGCUUAUUUUAGAGGCACUCCACCUCAAACCUCAAUUGCUGGGAAUUCUGUUGAUAAUUCAAUGAGUCCCUUGGCUAUAUUACACGGAAUUAAUCCAAAAGUUAUAUUGGAUCCAUUAUCAAAACCCAUGGAAGAUUUACCGCAAUUUGAAAAUGUUAAUGGGAUCUUACCAAAACAACGUAGAUUAGCAGAAAUUGUGGAAAUGGUUCAUACUGCAUCUUUAUUACAUGACGAUGUUGUUGAUUUAUCUGAUUCAAGACGUGGUAGACCAACUGGUAAUAUUGCUUUCACUAAUAAAAUGGCAGUUUUAGCGGGUGAUUUUUUAUUGGGACGUGCUUCGGUUGCAAUUGCAAGAUUGAGAAACCCAGAAGUUGUCGAAUUAUUUUCAACCAGUAUUGCUAAUUUAGUAGAGGGGGAAUUUAUGCAAUUGAAAAAUACUGUGAUCAACUCGAAUGAAGAUGUGGUUAUCAAUGACGGUGAAAAAAAAUCAAUUCCUAAAAUGACCGGGAAAGUUCCAACUAAACAACAUGAUUAUUCAGUGAAAGCUCCAAAUGACGUUGAUCAUGAAACAAACGUUAGAGCUGCUUUUGAAUAUUAUUUACAUAAAACUUAUUUGAAAACGGCUGCUCUUAUGUCAAAAUCUUCUCGUUGUGCUGCUAUCUUAAGUGGUGCCCAUGAUGAUAUAAUCGAUAAUUGUUAUGACUUUGGUCGUAAUUUAGGUUUAUGUUUCCAAAUCGUCGAUGAUAUGUUGGAUUAUACUUCAAGUGAAAAAGUUUUCGGUAAACCAAGUCAAGCUGAUUUGAAAUUAGGUUUAGCAACCGCUCCAGUUUUAUUUGCUUGGAAACAACGUCCAGAAUUAGGUGAUUUGAUUGCAAGAAAGUUUGAUCAACCUGGUGAUGUGGAAAUUGCUAGAAAAGCCGUUGAAGAAUGUAAAGGUUUAGAACAAACUAAAAUAAUGGCUGAAGAUUACCGUAAUAAGGCUUUGGAAAACUUACGUAAGUUACCAGAAUCCGACGCUAGAAGUGCUUUAGAAUUCUUAACCAAUUCUAUCGUAACCAGAACUAAAUAGAUAAACCGUAUUAUAUCUUAUAAAUAGUAUCCUAUUAAAAUAAAUAGACUAAAUUAUUG